Molecule: messenger RNA, 213 nt
Organism: Iphiclides podalirius (scarce swallowtail)
Lineage: Eukaryota; Metazoa; Arthropoda; Insecta; Lepidoptera; Papilionidae
Source: the annotation of a GenBank genome assembly
AUGCCGGGAGGACACUUGAUGCAUUUAUCUGCAAACACGGAUUUGGAGCUGUCUGCCGCCGCCGGCAGCGGUUUCCUGGUGCGAAGCAGCGGAGCAAUCUGCCGCGGUUCAGCUUUCGGUGGGCAUCGCAGCGGUGCGCGUUUCAAAGUCCAAGCGUUCGUUUGCGUGGGCGCCACCAGCGCCAUCUAUCCGCACAAUGUGGCCGACUCUCCU